This is a messenger RNA of Cyphellophora europaea CBS 101466, 1797 nucleotides long. RefSeq lists its product as uncharacterized. The record is from RefSeq and is a predicted model, not a curated record. Lineage: Eukaryota; Fungi; Ascomycota; Eurotiomycetes; Chaetothyriales; Cyphellophoraceae. Gene Ontology annotation, molecular function: FAD binding; oxidoreductase activity. The transcript has a single exon. The coding region runs from base 1 to 1797 and encodes 598 amino acids.
AUGUCCACUUUCACACUAUUGACUGCUGUCCUCGCGACCCUCCUCCCCCUCUCCACCUCCACCCCCCAACACUGCAAGCCCAUGCCCAACACCCCCAACUGGCCCUCCCCCACCGCCUGGCAAACCCUCAACAACACCCUCAACGGCCACCUCCUCUCCCCACCCCCACCAGGCGCCGUCUGCCACCCGACCCACCCCCUCUACAACAACGCCUCCUGCACCGCCCUCCUCACCUCCUGGACCUCCUCCGACUUCCACGCCCGCAACCCCAUCACCUCCGACUACAACGACGACACCUGCCGCCCGGACCCCACCCGGCCCUGCUCCCGCGACGGCUACCCGGCUUACACCGUCAACGCCACCGAAGCCGCCCACGUCGCCGCCGCCGUCCGCUUUGCGCGCGACACGGGCGUCCGCUUUGUCGUCAAGGGCACGGGCCACGACUUCCCCGGCCGCUCGGCGGGGCGUGGCGCCCUGUCCGUGCACACGCACUGGCUGCGUGGCGUGGAGGUGCUGCACGAAGACCCCCGCGCCGCAAAGUACGGCGGUGUCGCGGCCGUCAAGAUCGGCGCCGGGAUGCGCUGGGGCGAGGUGUACGCGGCGGUGGCGAAGGAGAAUGUGACGGUCGUGGGCGGCGCGGAUCUGAAUGUCGGCGUGGGCGGCUGGACGGGCGGAGGCGGCCACAGCCCCGUGUCCAGCAUGUACGGGCUGGGCGCGGACAAUGUGCUGGAGAUGGAGGUGGUCACGGCGGACGGGGAGGUGCGGACCAUCAACGAAGAGUGUGAGCCGGACUUGUUCUGGGCCAUGCGAGGCGGCGGGCCGGGCACGUAUGCGGUGAUGCUGUCGGUGACGAUGCGCGCCCACCCGGCCACGAUGCUGUCGACGUACGCCUUCUCCUACAGCACCACCGCCCUCAGCGCCGCGUUCUGGAACAUGACCGCCUACUUCCACACGCAGAUCCCGCGCAUCGCCGACGCCGGCGCCAUGGGCUACUACUUUACCGUCCCCAACAUCACCGCCCUCGGCGCCGACGCCUCCGCCUUCCCCGGCAACAUCGAUGCCACCACCGUCGACGCCUCCCAAGCCGGCCUCCUCGCGGGCCUCCUCCUCUUCCCCAGCACCGCCAACGCCACCGAGAUCAUGACACCCCUCGAAACCGCCCUCGCCGCCCUCGAGCAGCCCCACCCCAUCCACACCUCGCACACCGCCACGCCCCCCACCGACUUCUGGACCAUCUGGUCGCAAACGCAGCCCCAAUCCGUCGGCAGCACCAACACACGCCUGGGCUCCUGGCUGCUCGGCGCUGAGGGCAUUACCAGCAAGCCCGUGCCGGAACUCGCCGCCACGCUGGCCGCCGCGAGCGGCGGCCUCCCGCUCCCGCAGCUGGGACACAUGGUGGCGGGCCCAGGCGUGCGCAACGCCCCCAAACGUCUGCCCGGCGGCGGGGACGCGGUGCUGCCGGCGUGGCGAGACGCGUAUACGCACGUGGUGCUGCCGGCGGGGUGGGCGGGCGCGGAAGACGAGGAGGCAGCGACGGCGGCGUUGAGGAGGAGGGUGGGUGCGUUGAAGAGCCUGCAGCCGGGGAGCGGGGCGUAUUAUAAUGAGGCGGACCCGACGAAUGAGGCGUGGAAGAGGGAUUAUUAUGGGGAGAAUUAUGGGAGGUUGGCGGCGGUGAAGGGCCGGUGGGAUCCUGAGGGCGUGUUCUGGUGUAAGGCGUGCGUGGGGAGUGACGAGUGGGUGGUUAGUGGGGGGGAGGGGGUUGGGCAGGAGGCGGAGAGGCUGUGUCGGAAGGCUUGA